AUGGUAAAUAAUGAGCCUAAGAGUUUAAGAUUGAAAGAAAUAUGCAAUGUUAAGGAAAGGUUUGUUGGAGAAGAUGGCAAGUUUUGUGCAGAGUCUGUGGAAUCAUUACUUGAUUAUGUCAUUUCAAAGUUGGGGAAGGACAUUGAAGCACUCACAAGCUCCUUUGUGCCUCAUCAAACUCAGUACACAAUAUUGGAGGGUGUUCAGAAGGUUUCAAGUGAAGGUGUGAUGUGUCACAAGUUGAAUUUCAAGAAGCCCGUGUUUUACUGUCAUCAAGUGAAUGCAACAAUCACGUACAUAGUUCCCAUGAAAGCUGCUGAUGGCACGAGAACAAAUAUAGUGGCUCUUUGCCAUCGUGAUACGAGAGGCAUGGAUCCCCAUAAUUUGUUCCAUCAACUCAAAGUCCUACCAGGAACAGUGCCAGUUUGCCAUUUCUUGGGAUCCGGGGCUAUCUCUUGGGUUCCAAGAAAUAAUGAGCUUAAGGCUUCUCGCUAA
This is a messenger RNA of Neltuma alba, 495 nucleotides long. RefSeq names its product embryonic abundant protein USP92-like. The coding region runs from base 1 to 495 and encodes 164 amino acids. The record is from RefSeq and is a predicted model, not a curated record. NCBI's taxonomy places the organism in Eukaryota, Viridiplantae, Streptophyta, Magnoliopsida, Fabales, Fabaceae. The transcript has a single exon.